This is a messenger RNA of Nelumbo nucifera (sacred lotus), 1022 nucleotides long. It is a transcript of the gene LHCA6, whose product is annotated as PSI type II chlorophyll a/b-binding protein (Lhca2*1). Gene Ontology annotation, cellular component: membrane. Gene Ontology annotation, biological process: photosynthesis, light harvesting. NCBI's taxonomy places the organism in Eukaryota, Viridiplantae, Streptophyta, Magnoliopsida, Proteales, Nelumbonaceae. The record is from RefSeq and is a predicted model, not a curated record.
AGCACUUCCCAUUAAUUUAGCAGCAAGGACUCCAGUGAGUUCAGCGGCCGGUCCGUUAUCCAUAUGGCGUUGGCUGUUACUUCUUCUGCUCUAUCGAAGCUUCCUCCAGCUCCCAGAGAGGUAGCUCAAAAAUGUUUGCCAGGUGGCAUCCCAACAGCCGUAUCACUAAGAAGUCGUGUAAGCGCAACUAAAGGGGUCUCCAGUGUUUGUGAACCUCUUCCCCCAGAUAGGCCAUUGUGGUUCCCUGGUAGUUCUCCUCCUGAAUGGCUUGAUGGAAGUCUCCCUGGAGAUUUUGGCUUUGACCCUCUUGGAUUAGGUUCAGAUCCUGAACUCCUGAGAUGGUUUGCACAGGCUGAGCUAAUACACAGUAGAUGGGCAAUGCUUGCUGUAGCUGGUAUCCUGAUUCCUGAAUGCCUGGAGAGACUGGGCUUUAUUGAAAAUUUUUCAUGGUAUGAUGCUGGUGCUAAAGAAUACUUUGCAGACCACACAACCUUGUUUGUGGUCCAAAUGGUUUUGAUGGGUUGGGUUGAGGGCAGAAGAUGGGCUGAUCUCGUUAACCCUGGUUCUGUUGAUAUUGAGCCCAAGUUUCCCAACAGGAAAAACCCAAAGCCUGAUGUUGGGUAUCCAGGUGGGUUAUGGUUUGACCCCAUGAUGUGGGGCAGAGGGUCACCAGAGCCAGUGAUGGUGCUGAGAACCAAAGAGAUCAAGAAUGGCCGACUUGCAAUGCUGGCUUUUGUAGGGUUCUGGUUCCAAGCCAUUUACACAGGAGAAGGACCCAUUGAGAACUUGAUGGCUCAUAUUGCUGAUCCUGGACACUGCAACAUUUUCUCGGCUUUCACCUCUCACUAACAAUUGUGGCCUAUAAGAGUUCAGCAAUCUGAAGUCGAGUAUGGAUAGGCUUCAUCUCAGUAUAGUGAUUUCAGAGUUCACUGUACACUUAACCAAGCCAUUGGAGAAAAAGAAGUUUUUCACUAUUCUUCUUUAUUCAUUUAUUUAUUACACCUCUCUCGUCUCUUAUUGCU